Molecule: messenger RNA, 9023 nt
Organism: Oncorhynchus keta (chum salmon)
Lineage: Eukaryota; Metazoa; Chordata; Actinopteri; Salmoniformes; Salmonidae
Product: tyrosine-protein kinase JAK1
Exons: 24
Coding region: 266-3733 (1155 amino acids)
Biological process (GO): cytokine-mediated signaling pathway; cell surface receptor signaling pathway via JAK-STAT; tyrosine phosphorylation of STAT protein
Cellular component (GO): membrane; cytoskeleton; cytosol
Molecular function (GO): non-membrane spanning protein tyrosine kinase activity; cytokine receptor binding; ATP binding
Source: RefSeq, a predicted model, not a curated record
AUGCACUAUUUUCGGGAAUAGGGACGUUACUUGACAGGAAGGGUUAGCUAGAAAGAUUAUGUAUGUGCUUUCGACCAGAAAGGAAUGAAACUCGUCGGGCAAAAACACAUUCGUUUGGAAUAUUGACAUGACUAAGGACAUUUUCUUGUCAAGAUCAACUCAGUCUUUAUAGUUUCACAACGGAUAAUUAUAUUCUGGAUCUACGAACAGAACGAUACGGAAGUAAACUUGCCAUCUGGCUAGCUUGCUAACGGCUAGAGUCUGGAUGCCAAGUCUGGGGGUGAUGGAGCUGGGCAGGCAACUGUGUGGGAAGAUGAGGAGGUCAAGGAGGGCCGAGGGCCCCGUCACUGUGACCAUGAGAGGUCUGGAGAUUCAUUUCUACCUACCAGAUACUCACCCGCUGGAGUUCCUCAAAGACCGCUUCACCGCUGAGGAGCUGUGUGUGGAGGCCGCCAAAAGAUGCUGUAAAUAUCUCCCCCUGUGCUGUAAUCUGUUUGGUCUGUAUGAUGAGAACCAACAGCUGUGGUACGCUCCCAACCACGUCAUCAAGGUUACUGACGAGACCUGCAUCAAGCUUCACUACCGCAUGAGGUUUUACUUCACGAACUGGCAUGGUACCAGUGAGCGUGAGUCUCCAGUGUGGAGACACUGUAUCAGUAAGCUGAGGGGAGGUCUCGGCCCACAGAGGGCCCCUGAAGGUAUACCCCUACUGGACGCGGCCUCCCUUGACUACCUGUUCGCCCAGGGCCAGAAUGAUUUCCAGAAGGGUCUGGCUGUGGUUCGUUGCCCCCAGAGUGAGGCAGAGCAGCAUGAGAUAGAGAAUGAGUGCCUGGGCAUGGCUGUACUGGCCAUCACUCACUAUGCUAUGACCAGAGAGAUUCCCCUGUCUACUGCCUCCAAUGAGAUCAGCUACAAGCGUUUCAUCCCGGAGAAACUGAACAGGCAAAUCAAACAGCGGAACAUUCUCACCCGGCUCCGCAUCAACAACGUCUUCAAGAACUUCCUGAAUGAGUUCAACAGUCGCACUGUUCAGGACAGUAACAUCACACUGUACGACCUGAAGAUCAAGUACCUGUCCACCCUGGAAGGCCUGACCCGGGGCCUGGGGAGGGAGAUGCUGGAGCCCAGGGCCCUAGUAGUUACCCAAGAGGUAGAGACCAAUGGGGAGCUGAGCCACGGGCCUGAGUCCUCCCUGGCCAUGGAGGUCCAGGUUACUGGCACCACAGGGAUAUCAUACAGGAGGAAGCCCCCUAAUAAUACCUUGAUCCUGAAAGAGAAGAACAAGUCCAAAAAGAACAAGUUUGAGGGCAAACAGACCAAGAAGAAAGACGCCAGCGAAGGCUGGGUGACAUUCUGUGACUUCCACGAGAUCACACACAUUGUCAUCAAAGAGUCCACUGUCACCAUCUUCAGACAGGAUAACAAGAAGAUGGAGGUGCAGCUGGAGUUUAAAGGAGAGGCGCUGGCAUUCGCUGCUCUGGUGGAUGGGUAUUUCCGUCUGACGGUAGAUGCCCAUCACUACCUGUGUACAGAGGUGGCCCCUUCCUCUGUGGUGCAGAACCUACAGAACUGCUGUCAUGGACCUAUCUGUACGGAGUAUGCCAACCAGAAGCUUCGUCAGGAGGGCAACGAGGAGGGAACCUACGUCCUGCGCUGGUCCUGUACUGACUACCAUUACAUCAUCAUGACCGUGGUCUGCAGCGAGUUGGAUCUGUGUGAGUCGAGACAGGUGCGUCAGUAUAAGAACUUCCAGAUCGAGGUGGGUUCAGAGGGUUUUCGUCUGUACGGGACAGAGACCUACAGGUCAUCUCUCAGAGAGCUGCUAGACCACCUGUCUGGACAGAACCUCCGUACUGACAACCUCCGCUUCCAGCUCAGCCGCUGCUGCCCCCCACAGCCCAGAGAGGUGUCCAACCUGCUGGUGGUAACUAAGGACAGAGUGCUGGUUCCCCAAACAACCCUGCAGGAGAGUCAACUCAGCUUCCACAGGAUUCUCAAGGAGGAGAUCAUGCAGGGAGAGCACCUGGGGCUGGGUACCCGGACCAACAUCUAUGCUGGAGUACUGAAGGUGAAGAGUGAGGAGGAUGCAGGAUACUAUCCCUCUCAGGAGCUCAAAGUAGUGCUGAAGGUGUUGGGGUCUGGACACAGAGACAUCUCCCUGGCCUUUUUUGAGACAGCUAGUAUGAUGCGGCAGGUCUCCCAUAAGCACAUCGCCCUGCUCUAUGGAGUCUGUGUACGCCACCUUGAGAAUAUCAUGGUGGAGGAGUUUGUCCAGUUAGGUCCGUUGGAUAUGUUCAUGCGGAGACAACACAGUCCUCUCAGUACACCAUGGAAGUUCCAGGUGGCCAAACAACUGGCCAGCGCUCUCAGCUACCUGGAGGAUAAGAAGCUAGUGCAUGGCUUUGUGUGUACCAAGAACAUCCUGCUGGCCAGAGACGGAGUGGACAGUGAGGGAGGACCCUUCAUCAAGCUCAGCGACCCCGGCAUACCCAUCACUGUGUUGACCAGAGAGGAGUGUGUGGACCGGAUCCCUUGGAUUGCUCCAGAGUGUGUGAAGGACUCUGCCAACCUGAGUGUAGCAGCUGAUAAAUGGGGAUUCGGCACAACACUGUGGGAGAUCUGCUAUGACGGAGAAGUGCCCCUUAAAGACAAGAAACUCACAGAGAAAGAAAGGUUCUAUGCAGCAGAGUGUCAGCUAGCUACUCCAGACUGCAAAGAGCUGGCUGAACUGAUGACCCAUUGUAUGACCUUCGACCCCCGUAAACGCCCGUUCUUCAGGGCCAUCGUCAGAGACAUAGACACCCUUGAGGAACAGAACCCCUCUAUCAAGCCUGUACCCACUCUGGAGGUCGACCCCACUGUGUUCGAAAAGAGGUUCCUCAAGAAGAUUCGAGAUUUAGGAGAGGGUCACUUUGGCAAGGUGGAGCUGUGUCGGUAUGACCCCAGAGGGGACCGGACAGGGGAGCUGGUUGCAGUGAAGAGUUUAAAGCCAGAGAACAGAGAGGAACAGAGCAGCAACCUCUGGUGUGAGAUAGGAAUCCUUAAAGAACUUUACCACCACAACAUUGUCAAGUACAAAGGCAUCUGUCAGGAGGAGGGAGGCAGAGCCAUCAAGUUGAUCAUGGAGUACCUGCCUGCUGGCAGUCUGAAGGAGUACCUCCCUCGCAACAAAAGCCAGACCAGCCUGAAGACUCUGCUCAGUUACGCUGUCCAGAUCUGUCAGGGAAUGGACUAUCUGGGAUCUCGGAAUUACAUCCACCGGGAUCUGGCGGCCCGGAACGUUCUGGUGGAGAACGAGAGCACGGUGAAGAUCGGAGAUUUUGGACUGACCAAGAGCAUCAAGGACAACGAGGGAUAUUACACGGUCAAAGAUGACCUGGACAGCCCUGUGUUCUGGUAUGCCCCAGAGUGUCUGGUCCACUGUAAGUUCUACCUGGCCUCUGAUGUCUGGUCCUUCGGUGUCACCAUGUAUGAACUACUCACCUACUGUGACUCUGCCAUCAGCCCCAUGACGGUGUUCUUGAAGAUGAUUGGUCCCACUCAGGGUCAGAUGACUGUGACGCGAUUGGUCAAGGCGCUGGAGGAGGGAAAGAGGCUGCCCCGCCCUGAGAGCUGUCCUGGAACGGUGUAUGAGCUGAUGAGGAAGUGUUGGGAGAGCACCCCCGACAGGAGGAUCACCUUCAAGAGCCUCAUCGACGAGUUCACCCGCAUGCUUGCCAACAACAGCUUGUAACCACAGCAACCACCCUCUACGCAAAGCCUUACCUACCACUGAUACAAUCCCAGGGGUCAAGGGUGAAAGGUUAAGGGUCACAGACUAUGGUGACCUGGACCAAAAAAACAACAAAAUCAGUGCUGCUGCAAGACACUUUCUUUCACGCAGUUUUUGACAUCCUCUAUAUUUACACUUCUGUUUUUUCCCUGAGAGAUAUUAUACUAGAGAUAUCAACUAUAAGGAUGAAUAUCAUCAAAUCAAAUGUAUUUAUAUAGCCCUUCUUACAUCGGCUGAUAUCUCAAAGUGCUGUACAGAAACCCGGCCUAAAACCCCGAAUACAUACAUAGCAUAUGGAAUGAAAUAUGUGCGAACACGUAGCUUUGACCCCUUGCUGAAUGUGACACUGAGCUGUGUACACCUCUGUCACCUGGGGCCCACCACUCAGUCUGACCUUUUCACCUUUUAUCAAAAUGUAUCAGCUCUGCCAUGUAUGUGUGGACCUGUAUCCUUAUAAUCAGUUCUAAAAUGGAGAAAGGGGUUGAAGAAAAAGCGGGAGAGAGGCCCUUGAUUGGACCUGUGCAAGAUGGACUCUGGAAAAGGAUUGCUACGGCCACUGUGAAGAUGUCACACACAGUGACAAAGCCAACGACAUGUUAGUGAACAGGAUUCUAACCAUGGACUGACUGCAUGAGGCCACCUCCCUGUGAGUGGUGACAGAUGUGUAGGAUAUAGGAUACUGGUGAAAUAUCAAAUCACAUUUUAUUCUGCACAUUGUUCAUAAACAACAGGUGUAGACUAACAGUGAAAUGCUUACAUUCGGGCCCUUCCCAACAAUGCAGAGAGUAAAAUAAUAGAACGGUAAAACAAGUAAUAAUAAAUACACAAUGAGCAACGAUGUAUGGGAUAUAGUAUACUGUUAGCAGUGGGUUGGAUUGGGAUGAAGGAUACUGUUUACAUUGAAGGGAGGAGGAUGCGAAAGUAGUACCUGUGAUGGACAAUGGAGGGCAGUAUAGCUUUACAUAAACUUUACUGUAAACUGCUUUUAUUUCAAAACAGCUUCUUAAGUACAGCCAUAAUGUGUAUGUCCAAUAUUUCAUGUCUUUAUUUGAAUAUACAAUAUUGGGGGUGUGAGGACAGAAGGAAGGAGAUGAAGAACAGAGCCUUAAAAAGGUGUUAUUUGAGACCGUCUAAAAGGGUAAAGAAAAAUAAUUAGCGGAACAGACAUUGUUGUAUAGCUCAUGAAAUGCAUAUGCCAGUAAGGUCUACAGCACGUACAGCAGUGGAGGCUGGUGGGAGGAGCUAUAGGAGGACGGGCACAUUGUAAUGGCUGUAAUGGAGUAAAUGGAACGGUAUCAAACACAGAUAUGGAAACCACGUUUGACUCCGUUCCAUUAAUUCCAUUGCGGCCAUUACAAUGAGCCCAUCCUCCUAUAGCUCCUCCCACCAGUCUCCACUGACUUACAGGUAUCUUUACCGUAGGCAAACACAGUUGAAAAGGGAAAAUGUGAUAUUGAGAACAUAUGUAAGGAAGGUGCUGGACAGACAAUGUGUGGAUGAGAUAGUCAAUGCAAGAAGAAGACAACACAGAAUAGUUUUUCAGUUUACAGUCCAUGUUUAUUCUGGACUGUAAAAGACCAUUCUUUCUGCUCAUAAAGAAGAGAAAACAAAUACAUUUUUCAGAGGAAUAAGACAAAGAAAUAAUGACUCUCGGAAACAUUUACAUAAAUACACAAUUAAAAUAAAUAAAAUCUAAAAUUUAUUUUUUUGCCUUCUGUGUCAAAUUCCAAAGUGUCAAACGCAAUAUUAAUUGUUGAAAACAUAUUUGUAUAUUACAGCAGUAAAUAUGCAUGCUAAAAUUUGAUUGCAUCUAGAAAUAGCUUAUUCACAGUAAAGCAAUAUCAACGUAGUUGUAAUAUAAAAUAUUGCAAAAUCUACGGUAGAGAUUUCAUGUCAGAAAGAAUCCACAUACUUUUAAAAAAAAAACAGUAGAAAGCAAAUAGCACACCCAAUCUGGGUCUACAGUCAUGGCCAAAAGUUUUGAAUGACACAAAUAUUAAUUUUCACAAAGUCUGCUGCCUCAGUUUGUAUGAUGGAAAUUUGCAUAUACUCCUGAAUGUUAUGAAGAGUGAUCAGAUGAAUUGCAAAGUCCCUCUUUGCCAUGCAAAUGAACCGAAUCCCCAAAAAACAUUUCCACUGCAUUUUAACCCUGCCACAAAAGGACCAGCUGACAUCAUGUCAGUGAUUCUCUUGUUAACACAGGUGUGAGUGUUGAUGAGGACAAGGCUGAAGAUCACUCUGUCAUGCUGAUCGAGUUCGAAUAACAGACUGGAAGCUUCAAAAGGAGGGUGGUGAUUGGAAUCAUUGUUCUUCCUCUGUCAACCAUGGUUACCUGCAAGGAAACACGUGCUGUCAUCAUUGUUUUGCUCAAAAAGGGCUUCACAGGCAAGGAUAUUGCUGCCAGUAAGAUUGCACCUAAAUCAACCAUUUAUCGGAUCAUCAAGAACUUCAAGGAGAGUGGUUCAGGACUGUCUCAUAAAGUUGAUUCAGCUACCACCACCCGUACAGAGCUUGCUCAGGAAGGGCAGCAGGCAGGUGUGAGUGCAUUUGCACGCACAGUGAGGCGAAGACUUUUGGAGGAUGGCCUGGUGUCAAGAAGGGCAGCAAAGAAGCCACUUCUCUCCAGGAAAAACAUCAGGGACAGACUGAUAUUCUGCAAAAGGUACAGGGAUUGGACCGCUGAGGACUGGGGUAAAGUCAUUUUCUCUGAAUCCCCUUUCCAAUUGUUUGGGGCAUCUGGAAAAAAGACCAUUCAUGUUUGGGGUUGCUUCUCAGCCAAGGGAGUGGGAUCACUCCCAGUUUUGCCUAAGAACACAGCCAUGAAUAAAGAAUAGUACCAACAGAUCCUCCAAGAGCAGCUUCUCCCAACCAUCCAGGAACAGUUUGGUGACGAACAAUGCCUUUUCCAGCAUGAUGGAGCACCUUGCCAUAAGGCAAAAGCGGCUCGGGGAACAAAACAUCAAUAUUUUGGGUCCAUGGCCAGGAAACUCCCCGGACCUUAAUCCCAUUGAACUUGUGGUCAAUCCUCAAGAGGUGGGUGGACAAACAAAAACCCACAAAUUCUGACAAACUCCAAGCAUUGAUAAUGCAAGAAUGGGCUGCCAUCAGUCAGGAUGUCCCAGAAGUUAAUUGACAGCAUGCCAGGGUGGAUUGCAGAGGUCUUGAAAAAGAAGGGUCAACACUGCAAAUAUUGACUCUUUGUAUCAACUUAAUGUAAUUGUCAAGAAAAGGUUGACAAACUGUAAUUAUACUUCAGCAUUCCAUAGUAACAUCUGACAAAAAUAUCUAAAGACACUGAAGCAGCGAACUUUGUGGAAAUUCAUUUUUGUCAUUCUCAACUUUUGGCCAUGACUGUAAAGGCUUUAAAAUAUUCUGUUCAGUCGUAAACACUUCAGUAUUGCAAAGCUCUCUCUCUCACACACACACACACACACACACACACACACACACACACACACGGUUCAGUACCGUAGGCACAGGCUCACUCUUCGUGCUCACCCAGUGUAGUACAUUGUUGUGUCAACGCAGCCUACACACACAUCAAACUAGCUGAUUCUCCUACAACACUGACCGUGUACCUUGUUUCCAAUGAAUAUAACAAUACACCUAGAUGUCAACAUGCAAAGAUGGGCACAACCGAUAUACAGUACCAGUCGAAAGUUUGGACACACCUAAUCAAUGUUUUUUUUGUGUUUUUUUUUACUGUUUUCUACUUUGUAGAAUAGUUAUCAAAUAACGCAUAAGGAAUCAUGUAGUAACCAAAAUAGUGUUAAACUAAUCAAAAUACAGUGGGGCAAAAAAGUAUUUAGUCAGCCACCAAUUGUGCAAGUUCUUCCACUUAAAAAGAUGAGGCCUGUAAUUUUCAUCAUAGGUACACAUCAACUAUGACAGACAAAAUGAGAAAUAUAUUUAUAUAUAUGUAUAUAUUUAGAUUCUUCAAAGUAGCCACCCUUUGCCUUUAACAGCUUUGCACACUCUUGGCAUUCUCUCAACCAGCUUCACCUGGAAUGCUUUUCCAACAGUCUUGAAGGAGUUCCCACAUAUGCUGAGCACUUGUUGGCUGCUUUUUCUUCACUCUGCGGUCCAACUCAUCCCAAUUGGGUUGAGGUCGGGUGAUUGUGGAGGCCAGGUCAACUGAUGCAGCACUCCAUCACUCUCCUUCUUGGUCAAAUAUCCUGUACACAGCCUGGAGGUGUGUUGGCUUAUUGUCCUGUUGAAAAACAAAUGAUAGUCCCACUAAGCGCAAACCAGAUGGGGUGGCUUAUCGCUGCAGAAUACUGUGGUAGUCAUGCUGGUUAAGUGUUCCUUGAAUUUUAAAUAAAUCAGUGAUACCAGCAAAGCACCCCCACACCAUCACAUCUCCUCCAUGCUUCACUGUGGGAACCACACUUGCGGAGAUCAUCCGUUCACCUAUUCUGCACCUCACAAAGACACAGCGGUUGAAAACAAAAUUCUCAAAUUUGGACUAAUCAGACCAAAGGACAGAUUUCCCAGGUCUAAGGUCCAUUGCUCGUGUUUCUUGGCCCAAGCAAGUCUCUUCUUCUUUUUGGUGUCCUUUAGCAGUGGUUUCUUUGCAGCGAUUUGACCAUGAAGGCUUGAUUCACACAGUCUCCUCUGAACAGUUGAUGUUGAUGUGUCUGUUACUUGAACUCUGUGAAGCAUUUAUUUGGGCUGCAGUCUGAGGCUGGUAACUCUAAUUAACUUAUCCUCUGCAGCAGAGGUAUCUCUGGGUCUUCCUUUCCUGUGGUGGUCCUCGUGAGGGCCAGUUUCAUCAUAGCGCUUGAUGGUUUUUGCGACUGCACUUGAAGAAACUUCCAAAGUUCUUUACAUUUUCUGGAUUGACUGACCUUCAUGUCUUAAUGUAAUGAUGGACUGUUCUUACCAUAAUAUGGACUUGGUCUUUUACCAAAUAGGGCUAUCUUCUGUAUACCACCCCUACCUUGUCACAACACAACUGAUUGUCUCAAAUGCAUUCAUUUGUGGAAUUUAUUUCCUUCUUAACUUUUAACAAGGCACACCUGUUAAUUGAAAUGCAUUCCAGGUGACUACCUCAUGAAGCUAGUUGAGAGAAUGCCAAGAGUGUGAAAAGCUGUUAUUAAAGGCAAAGGGUGGCUACAGUAAAGAAUCUCAAAUAUAAAAUAAAUGUUGAUUUGUUUAACACUUUUUUGGUUACAACAUGAUACAAUUUGUGUUAUUUCAUAGUUGUGAUGUCGUCACUAUUAUAAAAAAUAAAGAAAAACCCUUGAAUGAG